Molecule: messenger RNA, 4401 nt
Organism: Capronia epimyces CBS 606.96
Lineage: Eukaryota; Fungi; Ascomycota; Eurotiomycetes; Chaetothyriales; Herpotrichiellaceae
Exons: 3
Coding region: 1-4401 (1466 amino acids)
Molecular function (GO): protein binding
Source: RefSeq, a predicted model, not a curated record
AUGUCAACAGAAGAUAACGAAUACGACCUUCAAGAAGCGUGGGAGCAGGCCUGCCGAUCGUUUGCAACUACGGCACAUGUCGACAUCAAUCUCCUUCAGGGCCGAGCUCUAACUCCCGAUGAUGUGGUUGCGCAACUUAAGUUGAAGCGCCAUGCGGAUGAAGAGAAAAAGGCACAAUACAAAGUACUCAAAGAUGUACUUGGGAGGACCCUUGUUCUUAUCCAGAACUUGGGCGAGAUUGCAUCGUCGGCCGCCAGCAUGGUGUAUGGCCCUAGUACGCUCUGCUUCAACGCUGUAUCGUACCUCAUUGCUGCUGGCCAGAAUUACAGGAACAUUUUUGCCAGCCUAACGCAGCUCUUCAAGGAUGUCUCUGACAUUCUAGAAAGAUUUGCCGUCUACAUAAAGAUGAAACAAGUGGACAGGCCUCUUCGAAAAAUCAUCCAUGAAAUCCUCCUGUCGUUUGUGUCUAUCUGCGAGCUUUCAGUGCACGUCAUCCAUGGAAACAAGUUGGGGAAAUUCCUCAAAGUUUUUGCCUUCAACGAAGAUGACGGUGUUGGUGGUGCAAUAGCUAGUCUGAGGACUCUCGUUGAACGAGAGGCUCAGAUGAAAGCCACGCUGACUUAUCAAAUUGUCAAAGAAGGGUUUGGUGACGCCCAGGUUGCUAUAUCUGGAGUAAAAGCAUCCGUGGACAAGAUGAUGGACGACGCACGAAAGAAGGAGUCUGACAGCCUAGAACGAAAGCAAGUCGAGAAAAUCAAGGCCAAACUUGGUGUACAGGAGGAGGUUGAUGAACAAGUCAAAUUACAUCGCCGCCUUUUAUCUGAAACUGUUCCAGGCAGUGGACGCUGGAUCUAUGAGAACAGACAGUUCAUCGAAUGGAGUGAUCGAUCUUCCCCCUGGGACAAGGUGUUUCUCCUUUCGGCAAAUGAAGGAUACGGCAAAUCCUUUCUCGUGACGACCAUUGUUCAUGGUCUGGAAAAACGCUACACCCGCUCUACAUCAGACCCGUCACGACCGACGACAGCGUAUUACUAUGUGGAGCAGCAAAGUUCAGGAAGAACCCCCAUCAGGGAUCAGGGUGUGCAACCCAUCGUGAGGGCACUCAAGACUUUAGCGCUACAAUUAGCCCAGGAACCGGUUUAUCGCAAAGAUCUCGCUGCCCUUUGUGAGAAUUGGAUUGAGCCUGACAGCCCAGAAGAACUCUUCUCACGGCUGUUCGGACCAUGCUUGCGUAGUCACGAGACCUUCUAUGUCAUACUGGAUGGCAUUGACCAGAUGGGAGAACAGAGUGUGAAGACUCUUCUCGAUCUCUUGAAGGUGAUGCAGGCACAACACACCCCAGAUCAACAAAGCCAUCUCAGAAUACUGCUCUCGGGGCGACCACCACUUCUGAAACCCCUUACAAACCCCGUCCAACUCAGGGCAGUGAACAUCGAUAUUGCCGUCAGUAAUGGACCGGACCUAGUAUGCUUCAUUGCCGACAGACUGUAUCGAAUAGACGUCUUGCAAGGGAAAUCGGAGCAGGUCCAGAAUCUUCGAAAAGAGGUCUUCUUGAGUCUCUCUGAAGGGGCCCAGGGCGAUUUCAUCAAUGUCGAGCUGCUUUUGAAGGAGAUAGGCUCAAAACGCUGGCCGGCCGAGAUCCGUGACGUCCUUGCCAACAAGUCUCAAAGAUCAGAUACGAUAGCUCGCGAAGUUAGGCGCUGCAAUCAAACCUUUCAGGCACGAGAUAUCCAUGAUCUCAAUGUUCUUCUUACCUGGGUCAUGUCCGCCAAAAGGACCCUGACGGUGGAAGAGCUCGAAGCUGUCCUAUUUCUGAAGAACAAAGAGGCCUCUUUGAGACCGCUGUACGACCAGCUGCGCGAUCAAUAUUCAGCUUUCUUCUUCGUCGAAAAGCCCGACGACCUUGAGCCGAACAAGGCUUCGGUAACAUUGGUGUCCAACUCCAUUAAAGAAUACUUCCGCAGUCUGGUUCAGACUAAGCAAGAGGAGGAGGGCACCCAGAGAGGCAAAAUCCAUCCAUCCGAGAUCAAAAUCAUGCGGCGCUUCUUGGAGCGCCUUUGCGACGAGGAUUUGUAUGCAAAAUUCGGCUUUGAGGAAUUCUUCCAGCGGAAAUUGUCUUCGAAUACUGCACUCGUUCAUGUCGACCUAGACAAUUCUCACCUACAGGUAUUUCUUGAUUGCCUUCAUACUAUCCCUCGCUAUGAGGAAGUCGCAGUGCGGCCCUUGCACCAUUACGCACGUCGAUUCUUUGUGGCUCAUUUACAAGAAAUUGAUCUGACUACGACGAGCCCCAGCGACAAAGCACAAGUAGGGCAGUACCUUGUCGACAUGUUCAGCGAUCAGAAUAUCAUCGCGAAAUGGUGGAACAGCCACCAAAUAUACUCUUCUGCCGCCGAAUGGUUCUAUGAGGAUGGUAACGUUGAUGUAGUCUUGGGUUGGCUGAGAGACCCUGCGACGAUUGGAAAGUGCUCUCAAGCAGGGCGAGACUGGGUCAAGACUCUGGCAUCGAACUCCUUCCCAGAUGCCGACCUUUUGGAACACGUCUCCACCUAUCUCGCGGAUUGUCUCUUCUGCAGCCCAUCAGUGUUCAGAGGCAACCCGGUAAAUCUCGUCCGCAUGCUGCAUGCAUUUCUCCGCAAGCUUCGUCGACGCAGGUCCCCAUCAAAAUCUACACUGCAGGUGAACAUGGCCACCAAGCCCAUAACAGUCAAACAGAUAAACGAAAUAUCCAAAUGGGCAUCAGAGCGCCUGCGCAUUGACAAGCCUGGCUUUGAAUGGACUCGGUCGGUUGCCCGGGCGUAUCGACAAUUCGACCACUACCAGGAAGCCAUCCAAGCUUAUGAGGCUGCAGGUAAGCUGCGAGAAGAUCACUGGUUUUCCGACUAUGGACUGGCCUCCACGUAUUUCGACUUUGAAGAGUGGCCGAAAGCAGCAGAGGUAUAUGAGGACAUCCUUCGGAGGGUCGAGGCAGGUGAGGCCAAAGAACCCUCACCUGCGGAGCACAUUACAAGAAUUCGCCUCUGUCUUGCAUGGGCCUACGUCCAAACUGGCGAGUAUGACAAGGCAAUGGCGAUGUACAAUCAACAUUUGGUAACCAAUCCUGAUGAUUACACAGCGGUACUGGAGAGGAUGAUCGCGCUGAGGCGACAACAAAAAUUCGCCAACAUCAUCGAAACAUUGCAACAGCUUCAGAAAGAACAGGACCCUACACACAGCAUCAGCCGCUUGAGCGUGAUAUUGCACAACAUAGAUGACCUGGAUCUACAUAAUGGGAUUGUGCUCGCUGGGAUGAAGACUGGCAGUCUUCGUUUCGUGCAAACGGCAUAUCGAAGUGCGAUCGAAGAAGCCCUGGAUCCGGGAUAUUUACCCAGGAACACACAUGCAAAGGCGCAAUAUCGAGUCAUGUUGACCUGCAAGCUGGCAGACCUUCUGUACAACUACCCGCAAAGCCACGAAGAUCGAGAAGAAGCCAUGGAUCUAUGGGAAGCUUCUUUGGCUGAUGCGGAUGAUAUCGGCUUCACUCCUUCCCGUUUCGCAGCCGCGAAGUCACUCUCCACUGUGUACUUUGAGCAACUGCGCCAAGGAUCCCAGGACUCGCAGUCGACCGCCGAGACGAUCAAGAAACUCUUACAACUGUCUGGAGAAAUGACUUCGGAGACUGACGCGUUCGAGAGCACCCUCGAUACCAGGCUUCUUGUCGGUCGCUACUACAGUAAAGCUGGGAUGAAGACGGAGGCGAGAGAUUGUCUUCGAGGCCACAUCAAAGUGGGAAUAGACCUGCUAUCCGAUGAGGAUCCAAACAAUGACUGGCAGGGAUAUCUGCGACUGGCCAGCGCUCUCAUGUAUUACGGCGACAAGGACGCAGCGCUUGCGGCGUGGUCACUGAUCGGACCGAACGACUUCAGUCAGCAGGAUGAUGUGGAUGGAUUCGAAGAGGUCAAUGAUGCUACAACAACCAAGAUACCGGGCGUCGGGAAGGAAGAUGCUAGCAUCACCUUCGACAACGACACAGCCGAUACCUUGGCUUCAGACGGACCGCAGAAGCCAGACCAAACUGCUCCUCCUGCUCGAGCGAAGACGUUCCGAAAGCUUGAAGGCCCACUUGAUUACUAUUGCGACGGUGGAGGCUGUGAGCAUGGAUGGACGUAUGCCGAUGGCAUAUACGUCUGCAUGGACUGUCUAGACGUUAUGUUUGCCGCACCUUGUUACGAGCUGCUCCGCAAAGACGCGCUCGAAAUCAAGGCAUGUAGCCCCACUCAUGACUUUCUUCACGUUCCUUUAUGGGACGAACAUGAAGCCGAAGAAAGGGGUCCUCACCAAGUACGUCAAGCGGGAAAGCCGGUACCUGUGUCUGAGUGGAUCAAAGAGAUUCGUCAGAAGUGGCAGCUUGAGGAUGGAUGA